Phragmites australis (common reed) is the source of this 1385-nucleotide messenger RNA. RefSeq lists its product as uncharacterized. The coding region runs from base 105 to 1091 and encodes 328 amino acids. The record is from RefSeq and is a predicted model, not a curated record. The transcript has a single exon. Gene Ontology annotation, molecular function: protein binding. NCBI's taxonomy places the organism in Eukaryota, Viridiplantae, Streptophyta, Magnoliopsida, Poales, Poaceae.
UUCAGAUCAUUAGCCGGGUGGGGUGGUUCAGCCCAUAUAUUCCUAGAGUCUUACAUCUAUUCGAUCCACUCAUCGUCUCAAAUUAAUCCAUCGGGACAUCCGCCAUGGCGACCCUCCUCCAGAAGUUGGUGGACGCCGACCAGUGGGAAGCCGAGGACAUAGUCGGCCGGCUGGGCAUGGUCAUGCAUCGCGCCUUCCUCUUCAUUGGCUUCCAACCCUACGGCGCCCAGCCACCCUCGGGUCUCCUCCUGAAGCGAGCAGGUGAGGCAGGCUCGCUGUGUCUCUCCCGUUGGUACACGGUGCCGCAGCUGGCGCACCGCAAGGGCGCGGAUGCCGCCGUGCUGAUGCUAUGCGCGCAGGGGAGCAACAUCGCGCUCCUCAUGUUCCUCACGACGGACUGCCAUCUGCGGAGCGUGUACCGGGAGCGCCUGGACAAGGCCACCGUCACGCCGCUCCUCUCCCGCGCCUUGGGUGCCACGGAGCCCUGGGUGUCGCGGAUCUGCUGGACGCUCGCCAACGGCGUGUGCUGGGACCUCCUCGUCGGGCUGUGCCGCAGGAACGGCCUGCCGCUGACCAGUUUCAUGUCCAUGCCUGAUGACAUCAAGGCGGAAAUCUUGAAGAGGCUCACUGACGGCGAGGACCUCGCGACGGUGGAGUGCACCUGCAGGCAGCUGAGGCGCCUGGUGGCAGAGCGUGAUGGCGAGCUGUGGAAGCCCAUGUACGAGGCCCUGAGAGUGCGCCGGCGCUGGCCCUGGUGGCGCCUUUCGUUUCUCCUCGACUCCGAGAGCUCUGACUCCGAGACCAAGGAGGUUCUCAGCUGGAAGGAGAAGUACGUGGAGGCUAGGCCGCGUCCCUGGCCCAGGAUCCGGCGCCGGUUGUUCGUUGCACCGAUUCUUUGGACGGACUUCGAAUUCUCAUGCCCACUGGACGGGUUGCAACAAGAUCCGCAGGAGCAGGAGACGGUUUCAACAAGGGGCGAGAGCACACGAGUUCACCGCCAGAAGGUGGCAAGGGACGACUGCAAGAAGAAGCGGCACGCCGCCGGUGCGAUCCACUCGCCGUCCUCUCGCUACCGAUGGAAGCAUCGGUGAUCAUGAACUGAUCAUAUGUAAGCAUAGUCAACGAUCGUCGAUGCAUUUGUUUGCUUCAAAAUUUCAAUCGUGGACCGAUCAGAUCAUAAUCUAUAUUGAUCAUCCCCACUAACUGUAAUCAAUUCCUCUAAAGCUUACCCCACGUCGAGCCACAUCCAUUGCAGGUCUCUCUCCCCUCCUUCUCACCACUCUCUUUCUGCAGCUUCUUGGUCCUACCUGAGUGCUGGUCCGCAAAUAUGUAUCUGAUUUCGUACGGUUUCCAGUACGUUUUCUCAUGAUUCACUCCAUCCCCGA